Molecule: messenger RNA, 1297 nt
Organism: Gastrolobium bilobum
Lineage: Eukaryota; Viridiplantae; Streptophyta; Magnoliopsida; Fabales; Fabaceae
Product: E3 ubiquitin-protein ligase CHIP
Exons: 8
Coding region: 182-1060 (292 amino acids)
Biological process (GO): cellular response to misfolded protein; protein polyubiquitination; protein quality control for misfolded or incompletely synthesized proteins
Cellular component (GO): cytoplasm
Molecular function (GO): protein-folding chaperone binding; ubiquitin protein ligase activity
Source: RefSeq, a predicted model, not a curated record
CAAUUUUAAUUUCCAUUUAGCCUCUUCCUCUUCUUCCAUCUCGAAAAUUCUCAACAAUUCUCAUUCCCAUUCUCUUUCUCCUUCCACAACCUACCCAGACAUACAAUCAUACAAACAUAAUAUUUCUAUUUAUAUCUAUACAUUUAUACUUUACUAAAUACAUACUACAUUUACAUGUGAGAUGGAAUUUUCAAGAGAGAGAAAAAGAGAAAUGAGCCCAAACGGUAGUUCCAUCUCAUCGGUGGCGAAACAAGCGGAGCAGCUGAGAAUAGACGGCAACUCUUACUUCAAAAAAGACCGUUACGGCGCUGCCAUCGAUGCUUACACCGAGGCUAUUACGCUGUGCCCUGAUGUUGCGGUUUAUUGGACGAAUCGUGCUCUGUGCCAUCUCAAACGCAAUGAUUGGGAGAGAUUAGAGGAAGACUCUCGAAGAGCGAUUCAGCUUGACAGCAAUUCGGUUAAGGCACACUAUAUGUUGGGACUUGCAUUACUACAAAAACAAGAAUAUGCCAAGGGAAUCAGAGAAUUGGAGAAGGCUUUGGAUCUUGGGAGAGGUGCCAAUCCCAAGUCCUAUAUGGUAGAACAAAUAUGGCAAGAGCUUGCAAAUGCAAAAUACCUAGAGUGGGAACGUUCGUCGUCCAAACGAUCAUGGGAAUUGCAGAGCUUGAAAGAAACAUGUGAGUCUGCGUUAAAGGAAAAACAUUUUCUCGAUUCCUCCCAAAUGGAAGGAUUUGUAGAUGAUGCCACUACUUACCAUUUGGAACAAUUAGAAGCUUUAGAAAGAGUCUUCAGUAAAGCUGCAGAGGAUGACACACCUACUGAGGUGCCAGAUUAUCUAUGCUGUAGAAUCACACUUGAUAUUUUUCGUGAUCCUGUAAUCACUCCAAGUGGACUUACAUACGAGAGAGCAGUGAUCAUUGAGCAUCUUGAAAAGGUGGGUAAUUUUGACCCAGUUACGCGGGAACCACUUGCUCCAUCACAGCUAGCACCAAACUUGGCCAUUAAGGAAGCGGUUCAGGCAUUUUUGGAAAAACAUGGGUGGGCCUACAAGGUAGAUUAAGUUAGAAAUUAACAGUUUGUGGUAGGUUUUAUCUGUUAAGCAAAUGCCGCAGGAUGCUGUAUUUUAAGGGCGGCCAAUGAUGUUUGGUAAUUACUUUUGUAGUUCCCUGCGGUGUCCUGACUUUGAAGAGCCGAGCCAUCUUUUUUUUUAAGUGUACAUAUGGUUUUGAGUUUUGACUGUCGUAUUUUGUGUACAUAGUAGUGUCCUUUACUACGCGCUUACAUAUCAAUGCCUGCC